AUGUCCCGUCCCACUAUUGAGCCGUCAAUUAGCGGGCGGGAUGAGCGGGAUUUUCCAAAUGAUGCAUUUACAAGAGAAGAGGAUGUUGGAUUGGAGGUUCCCUAUGGGGCUGAGAUUUAUCCUUGGUUUACUAACGCGCAAGAAGACCUGUGA
Molecule: messenger RNA, 153 nt
Organism: Sclerotinia sclerotiorum 1980 UF-70
Lineage: Eukaryota; Fungi; Ascomycota; Leotiomycetes; Helotiales; Sclerotiniaceae
Exons: 2
Coding region: 1-153 (50 amino acids)
Source: RefSeq, a predicted model, not a curated record